AUGAGAGCAGAAGCAUUUCAGGUGCUUAGAAGAAAACCAGUACAGGGUUAUGAUAUUAGCUUCCUUAUAACAAAUUACCACUGUGAGGAUAUGCAGAAGCACAAGCUCAUUGAUUUUAUCGUACAAUUCAUGGAGUCUAAUUCCGAAACAAUUCCUUUCAAGAACACAUAUUUACAGUUGUUUAGUAGAGUUCAGAUAGUAAAUACUCAAUCGGUUUUCAUGUUGAUUACCUUCCUAAAGGCAGAAGGUAGUGGUUUGCGUUUAACGUGCGCUCUGCUGAUGAUGAAGGGGGUUGGAAAGCAUCUCUUGCAGCAGUUGCUGAAUUUAACAGGCUCAAGCAUUCUAUCGCUUCUCCUUAAACAUGGCGCUAGAGUGAGCCAAAAGAAUAAAUUAGGAUUGACUGCAUUUCAUACGGCUGCUGGUAAUGGUAACUCACAGGCACUUCAGAUCCUUCUACUGGAAGAUCCUGAUGGUAUCAAGUACAAGACAGAGAUGAAAGAAACGCCACUGUUUUUUGCAGUAAAGAAUGAACAUAUGGAUUGUGCAGAGAUUCUUUUGCGUUGGGGAGCAAAUAGUGAAGUUCUGAAUUUUCUUUAG
Messenger RNA from Humulus lupulus (European hop), 597 nucleotides. RefSeq lists its product as uncharacterized. NCBI's taxonomy places the organism in Eukaryota, Viridiplantae, Streptophyta, Magnoliopsida, Rosales, Cannabaceae. The record is from RefSeq and is a predicted model, not a curated record. Gene Ontology annotation, cellular component: actin cytoskeleton; Arp2/3 protein complex. Bases 1 to 597 code for a protein of 198 amino acids. Gene Ontology annotation, biological process: actin filament polymerization; Arp2/3 complex-mediated actin nucleation. Gene Ontology annotation, molecular function: actin filament binding. The transcript has 6 exons.